Molecule: messenger RNA, 2449 nt
Organism: Chara braunii
Lineage: Eukaryota; Viridiplantae; Streptophyta; Charophyceae; Charales; Characeae
Source: the annotation of a GenBank genome assembly
CCGUCUAGACUUAGCCUACCAGCUACUGGGCCUCUAAAAAUGCCAACUUUUUGUCUUCCUCUGCUCGGCCUCCAGUCCCCCGACACAUCCACCGCUGCUUGAGUGGUACCGGCCUCCCUGCUACUUGAGUGUUUUUCCCCACUGCUCUUAAGUGUCGCGGGCCUCUUUCCCCGCCUCUUGAGUGUUUUCCCUGCUGCAACCCUCAAAGUCACUGCCACAGAUGGGUUCCGUUUUUGUGACACGUGGAUGUGGUCCAGGCCAAAGCAGUUCUCAUCAAUGCCGGUCAAGCAAACGCAGCAACGGGCGAGGAAGGUCAGCGAGCAGUUUUGGAGUCCUGUGCGGCAGCUGCAGAGGUGCUGGGAGUGCCCGUGGACAGUGUGCUCGUGGAAUCAACUGGCGUGAUAGGCCAGCAAAUCAAGAAGACGGAGCUUAUCAGCGCACUUCCGAAGCUCGCAAGUUUGCUUUCCUCUUCUGCAGAGGCGUGGUCACCUGUGACGCAGCAGUGACGGCGGACGUGUGGCGGUCCCUCGUGUCGACAGCUGUCAGCCGGAGCUUCAAUCAAAUCACAGUGGAUGGCGACACGAGCACGAACGAUUCCGUAAUUGCACUUGCUAGCGGAGCAGCUGGAGGUUCAGUGAUUCUCAAAGUGAAUAGUAAAGAGGCGCAGCAGCUGCAGAUGGCCUUGGAUGCGGUUUGUCAAGGUCUCGCAAAGUCGAUUGCAUCGGAUGGAGAGGGUGCGACUGUUUUGAUGGAGUCUGCUGUCUAUGGCAGGGAUCCCAACUGGGGACGACUGGCCUGCGCUGCUGGAUAUGCUGGCAUCGCAUUUGAUCCGAAUGAUCUGAAGAUCUCUCUAGGAACAUUCCUUCUCAUGGAGGCCGGCCAACCGCAAAGCUUCGAUCGUGCCGGAGCGAGUGCGUAUUUGAAACAAAAGGGUGACUGCCACGGUACUGUGCACAUCGACAUCAGCAUCGGCUCUGGACCGGGUCAUAGCAAGGCAUGGGGGUGCGACUUGAGUUACGAUUAUGUGAAGAUCAAUGCGGAGUACACGACAUAGCCCAUUGCGAAACAUCCAUCCGGCUCCCGCUUCGAAGACGUGGCGCUUUGCGCGAAGGGCUUGUCAUCGACUGAGGCCUGUGAUGAUGUUGUAGUGCAUCGCGAAACGCUCAAGAGUGGUGGUGAUUUUGCGCUUUGCGGCUUGAAGAGUAGUUGUGGUUUUGCGAUUUCUGGAUCGAAGAGCGGUGCGAUUUUGCGAUUCGUCGAUCGAGGAGCGGUUGUGAUUUUGCAAUUCGUCGAUCAUGGAGCGGUUCUGAUUUUGCGACUCGCUGAUUGAAGAACGGCCGGCUGUGAUAUUGCGAUUCAUGGAUCGAAGAGUAGUUGUCAUUUUAGCCCCACUGUGUCGUCGUAGGCUGGCAGCUGAGAUAGAUAGGAGCACGCUGUGAAACGUCCGUUCGGCUUGCGCUUUUGCGCAUCUAAUCGGAACCGGUAAUGUGCACUUUGUCAUAUGCGAUUUGUGUGUCAGACGUAUCGAAAUACGUAAUGUUGUGCAAUUUGCGACGCACGAUUAUGAAGCAUCUAGCGACGCGCAGUUAUUGUGUAUCGGAAUACGUAAUGUGUAAUUUGCGACGCGCGAUGUGCAGUUUCCAACGACGUGUGACGAGACGGAUGACAUCACAGAUUUGUGCAUCUGGAAGUAAUCAGAAACUCCUAAAAUGUCCGAUUCGCUAUAUGCGAUCUGUGUGUCAGAUGUGUAUCGGAAUACGUAAUCGUCGUAAUGUGCAUUUUGCGACGUGCGAUUAUGAAGCUUCUAGCGAUGUGCAACUUGUGUAUCGGAGGAAUACGUAAUGUGCAAUUUGCGACGCGCGAUUAUGAAGCUUCUAGCGAUGUGCAAUUUGUGUAUCGGCGGAAUACGUAAUGUGCAAUUUGCGACGCGCGAUGUGCAAUUUGGGACGCGCGAUGUGCAGUUUCCGACGUGUGACAAGACAGAUGACGUCACAGAUUUACACCGUCUUGUUAACGUCUUGUCGGUGGUGCUUUUGAUGUCAUAGCGCAUUGUGGAACGUCAAACUGACAGCAAACCGACGACGACUUGCAAAUGUUGCGGUAAUUUGCGAUUGGCAAAGUCACAUUCGUAUCCGAGCUCGGUACAGAAAAUUGCAUGCCCUUCAUUUCACAUGUGAAUGCCGUCAGCGCGGACGCGGAGGGCCCGCCCCUUUUACCCUUUGCUUCUUUCUUCUGCGUAUCGCCGGCACCGAUAGCUUUUCUUUACGAGUAUUUUUUAAUGAGCAUCUUUCGAUUUCUGUUUGGAAGAAUUGAGGCUUCUUUUUCUCUUAGGAUUGUGGAGAAAAGCACACAGACUAGGAGAAUGUCAGGCAGUACCGGGGUGCGCACUUCGGGGGGUGUUGUAAGGCUUCUACGGGACGGUGGGUCUAUAACUCCAAGCAUUUGUCGU